AAUAUUUAUAAAAUUAAUUAAAAAAAAAAAAACUAUUAAAAAGAGAACAACAAUUUGUUUCAUUGUUAUAAAAAAGUGUUCUUAUAAAUUUACAUACUAUAUAUACAUAUAUAUAUUUUUUUUUAUUUUUUUUUUUGACAACUGCCAAGAUUUGUAUAUUUUUUUUUUAAUUUGUUUCUUUUUUUCUUACGAAAAAAUGAUACUUUGUUAAAAUAAAAAAAAUAGAUAAAUUAAAAAUUAAAAAAAAAUUGUAAAAGAUCGAAAAAAAAAAGUACGUUGGUUUUACAGAAAUAAAUCUAUCUAUAUAUAUAUAUAUAUUCAUAUAUGUAUGUAAUGCUAUAUUUGUUAAACCAGUUUUGUCUUCUAACGAAAAAAAUGUCAACGCAGGAAAGUUUUAUAAAAUAAUAUUAGUAGUUAUGUACAUUUUAUUAUUUAAAACAAACCAGCGCUCUUUUAUACAGUUCAAAAUAUAACAGAUUGAAUUGAAGCAUAUUAACAACUGUAUAUAGAGAGUGGCAGAACAUAUUAUUUAUAGUGUUAAUAUAUACUUUUUUUCUGUUCUUUACUGCAUCUUUCCCCUAUAAUUUUUGUUACAUUUUCUUCUUCAUUCACAAUGAAUAUUAAAAUUAAGAAAAUGUAUAUAGAUAAAGAACACUGUAGAUCAUAACAUAAAACUAUAUUAUAAACUAUAGUUCGUUUUUUAUUAAUUUACAAAAUACAUAUAUUUCUUAUUAUAUAAAAUAUAUAUGUUAUACAUGAAAAAACUGAACGAAAUAAAGGAGUAAUAUGAAGGGACCUAAAGCAAGAAGAUCACCCUCUCGUUCAAGCAUAGCAAAAAAAAAUAAGGACUAUACAUUGUCAAAUACUAGCAGAAAACCAGUUUCAUCAUGUAUAUACGUUAUCUUAUUCCUCUUGACCUAUGUGGUUCUUCCCCUGUCGGAAUGCUCUGAAUUUCCUCGUGAUCAUAGAGCGAACCAUGACCACCGUGAUAGAUUCAAAGUGGAAGAGCCCAGGGAUGAAUCCCGCUCACUAGCAGAAGUACCCAAAUAUAGAGAUAAUAGUACAUGGCUUCUUUUUGUAAAACAGUUCGAGCAAGAUUGGCGAGAUUUCAAUACGGACUUGACAAGCAAAAGGGACCAAUGGUUUGAACAAAAAAAUGUCGAAUCAGAAAAGUGGACAAAGACCAUGGAAGAUGAAAAAAAUAAAUGGUUCAAAGCAAAAGAUAAAGAAUUGAAAAUUUUGAAAAAAGCUUUAGAAUACAAAUUCUCUACUGUUGAUCCUACUCUGCGUAAACGUCGUGAAAGCGCUAUUUCUGGAAAACCUGCAAUGGAACCAAUUGUAGUGAAAGAAGCUGAUGCUGAUGAUCAUAUUAGAGAAAUAGCCCAAGACCCCAGAGCUGCAAACUUCGAAAAAGGAAAAAGGAUAUAUAGGCAUCCAUCGGAAUUUGCUAAACAAGCACAAAGGACCUAUUCACCACAGCAAAAAAAAAUUAUAAAAUCCAAACUUCCAGAAAAAGACGAAAUAAUCCAAAAUGAAGAAAUGCAAAGACCCGAAAUGGGAAUGCCUGAUAUGAAAAAACACCCAAAGGGAAAACCCGAAAUGAGAAGGGUCCCAAUGGAAAAACACGAAAUGAAAAAAGUCCCAGUGAAAAGGGAAGAAUUGCAUCCCGAAGAUAUAUACGACGAAGAAGAACACCCAGAAGGAAUAAUGCAACAAGAAAAGGACUACGAAGAAGAAGAUCACCCAAAACACGCCCACCAAAAAGGUGUCCACCCAGAACAAGCUCACCAAAAAGGUGUCCACCCAGAACAAGCUCACCAAAGAGGUGUCCACCCAGAACAAGCCCACCAAAGAGGUGUCCACCCAGAACAAGCUCACCAAAGAAGUGUCCACCCAGAACAAGUUCACCAAAGAGGUGUCCACCCAGAACAAGCCCACCAAAAAGGUGUUCACCCAAAACACGCCCAUCAAAAAGGUGUCCACCCAAAACACGCCCAUCAAAAAGGUGUCCACCCAGAACAAGCUCACCAAAGAGGUGUCCACCCAGAACAAGCUCAUCAAAAAGGUGUUCACCCAAAACACGCCCAUCAAAGAGGUGUCCACCCAGAACAAGCUCAUCAAAAAGGUGUUCACCCAGAAGAAAUGCAACAGUUGGCAAAAAUGCUCCAGCAACAAAAUGUUGGGCAAAGAGGUGCAGAAGCUCAUUUUCCUACUAACCCCCCAUCUGCAAAUGUAGGACACCACCCCAAUGUAGGUCCUCCUCAUUUUCACGCUGAAGGCCCCGAACGUAGGGAAAAUAUUGCCCAUAAAUAUAAUCAAGGUGCGAUGGAAGAUUGGAAAAAAGCAAUGAAAAAUAAAAAGUUAAAAGAAGAAAAAAAAAGUUCUAAAACCUUUGGAUUUUUAUUUUCUAAAAAAUCAGCAAAAGACGCAGAAAAAUCCAAGAUGUUAGAUGACAGAGAUAAAAUGUUUAAACAAUGGGAUAAAGUCGUGGAAUAUAAACUUGCUACUGCUGCCAAAGAUGAUCCAAAACUAAAAGCAAAUUUAGAAAUGCUUAAAAGAGCACAACAAAUGCAAGAUCCAAGAAAUAGAAGAGUACAACCUAAUAUAAAUGAAAAAUUCGAUGAAUGGAGAAAAGAAUUAAACGAAGAAGAAGAAGAAGAAGAAGAAGAAGAAGAAGAGGAAGAAGAAGAAGAAGAAGAAGAAGAAGAAGAAGAAGAACAACAACAACAAGAACAACAACAACAACAAUCAGAAGAUGAGCCACUGCCACAUGAAGAGCGACAGCCACGUGAAGAGCGACCGCCACAUGAAGAGCGACAGCCACGUGAAGAGCAACAGCCACAUGAAGAGCGACAGCCACAAGUAGAGCUACAGCCACAAGUGGAGCCACAACCGCAACAAGAGCCAACACCUCAACAAGAGCCACAACCACUACAACCACAAACACUACAGCCACUGCUACUACAACCACUGCUACUACAACACCAGCCACAGCUACUACAACACCAGCCACAGCUACUGCAACACCAGCCACAGCUACUGCAACAACAAACACGGCUAUUGCAACAACAAACACAGCUACUACAACAACAAACACAGCUACUACAACAACAACCACAGCUACUACAACAACAAACACAACUCCUACAACAGCAACCACAUCUAUUACAACAACAAGCAGAGCUAUUACAACAACAAACACAGCUACUAAAACCGCAAGCGCAGCUACUACAAGCACAGCUACGACAAUCACAGCUACUACAAGCACAGCUACUACAAGCACAAACACAGCUAGAACCGCUAGCACAGCUGGAACCUCUACCACAGCUAGAACCUCUACAAAAACAAGAACCACAGCCACAACAAGAACCUCAGCCACAACAAGAACCACAAGCACAACAAGAGCAACAACCACAAGCACAACAAGAGCAACAACCACAAGCACAACAAGAGCAACAACCACAAGCACAACAAGAGCAACAACCACAAGCACAACAAGAGCAACAACAACAAGCACAGCAAGAGCAAGAACCACAAGCACAACAAGAGCAACAACCACAAGCACAACAAGAGCCACAACCACAAGCACAACAAGUCCCACAACCACAGCAAGAACCACAAUCACAGCAAGAGCCACAACCACAGCAAGGGCCACAACCACAAACGAAACCACAAUCAAAAGUGAAACAACAGUCAAAAGUGAAACAACAAUCAAAAGUGAAACAACAACCACAAUCCAAAGCGAAACAACAACCACAAUCCAAAGCGAAACAACAACCACAAUCCAAAGCGAAACAACAACCACAAUCCAAAGCGAAACAACAACCACAAUCCAAAGCGAAACAACAAGCACAAUCCAAAGCGAAACAACAAGCACAAUCUAAAGUGAAACAACAAGCACAAUCUAAAGUGAAACAACAAUCACAAUCUAAAGUGAAACAACAACCACAAGUAAAGCCACAAUCCCAACUGCAACCAGAAAUGGAACCUGAAAUGCGACCAGAAAUGGAACCUGAAAUGCGACCAGAAAUGGAACCAGAAAUGCGACCAGAAAUGGAACCAAAAGCGCAACCAAAAAUGGAACCAGAAAUGGAACCAGAAAUGCCACCAGAAAUGGAACCAAAAGCGCAACCAAAAAUGGAACCAGAAAUGGAACCAGAAAUGCGACCAGAAAUUCGACCAGAAAUUCGACCAGAAAUGCGACCAGAAAUUCGACCAGAAAUGAGACCAGAAAUGGAACCAGAAAUGCGACCAGAAAUGGAACCCGAAAUGCGACCAGAAAUGGAACCAAAAGUGCAACAAAAAAUGCAACUAGAAAUGCAACCAGAAAUGCAACGAGAACUAGAGUCACAACCACCACCACAAAUGAGACCACAGAUGCGACCACAGAUAAAACAACAGAUGAAACCACAGAUAAAACAACAGAUGAAACCGCAAUUGCGACCACAACCGCGACCACAUCCGCAACAAGAACUACAGCCAGGGGCACAACCAGAAGAACAACUAGAGGAACAACCAGACCUACAAUUAGAGCUACAGUCAGAGGCACAACCAAAACCACAACAACCACAAAUGCGACUAAAGCCACAAUUGAGAUCAAAAGUGCAAAUGCGACCACAUCCACAAAUGAAAGCACAUCCACAAAUAAAACCAAAUCCACAAAUGAAACCAAAUCCACAAAUGAAACCACAUCCACAAAUGAAACCAAAUCCACAAAUGAAACCAAAUCCACAAAUGAAACCAAAUCCACAAAUGAAACCAAAUCCACAAAUGAAACCACAACCACAACUACAACCAGAACUAGAAUCAGAAUUGGAAUACGAAUUUAUGCAAGAACAAGAACUAGAACCACAACAUGAAGAAGAACGACGUGAAGAACGACAUGAAGAAUAUCCUGAAGGACGACGUGAAGAACAUCCUGAAGGACGACGUGAAGAACAUCCUGAAGGACGACAUGAAGAACAUCCUGAAGGACGACAUGAAGAACAUCCUGAAGGACGACAUGAAGAACAUCCUGAAGGACGACAUGAAGAACAUCCUGAAGAACGACAUGAAGAACAUCCUGAACCACAACCACAAUAUAAGAAAAUGUCAAAAGAAAUUAGAAAACUCAAGCACAAACCUCCCGUCGCAACAGCUGAAAAUGAUAAAGCUGAUAAUGCACUGCAACCAAAGCCAAAGAAGAAAAAUGGUCCAUGGGUUGUUGUUGUCAAAGGACAACCGAGGAAGCUUAAGCUAGUAUCAACCAAUCAUAAAGGUUCAGGUAAAUUAUUUAAAGUAGUAAAAAAUGAACAAAUUAAGAAAGAUCCUCAAGACGAACAAAAGAAAUACCCUACUCCAAAUGAUCCAGUAAACAUGCAACCAAAGAAAGAGGAAGAAAUGAUAGAAACCGAAUCAGUUUUAGGUGGUGAACAAAUGGAAACCGAAUCAGUUGUAGAUGGAGAACAAAUUACUAAGAAAACUCCGCAAUCUAUGGCAAAUAAACCAACUGCUAAACCUCUCAUAAAAUUGCAAACAAAGAAUGUUCCAAAAACAGUGGAAAGUGAAGAAUAUUCAGAUUCUGAAAAACUGAAGAAAAACCCACCACAAGGUGCAGGAAAGAAAUUCGCUAACUCAAAAGCUCCCCUAAAGGUGCAACAAAGCAUGGGAGAAGAAAAUUUGGAUGUCGAAUCAGUGCUAAGUGGCGGAGAGGUAACCGAAACUGAAUCAGUGGUAACAGAAGAAAAAUCGCUAAUCCCAGCAUUUAAACAUUUUGAAAAAACUAAUAAAAAUCCACGAGAUUCAUCAAAGAAACUAACUACUACAAUUCUCGUAAAAGUGCAAUCAAAGAGUGAUAAAGAAAAUUUUGAUGGCGAAUCAGUGCUUAGCGGAGGAGAAGUAACCGAAACCGAAUCAGUGGUAACAAAUGAAAAAACGAAAAUCCCAACAUUUGCAUAUUCUGCAAAAGCUAGGAAAGCUACUCAAGCUAAAGAAAAGAAAUCACCUAGUUCUAUUUUUUCCGAUAAAGAUAAACCAAAGAAAGAUGGAGAAAAAUUGGAAACCAAAUCAUCAGUACUCAGUGGAGGAGAAGUAACCGAAACCGAAUCUGUAGUAGGAGGUGAAAUACCGAAAAUCCCAACAUUUGCAUAUUCUGCAAAAGCUAGGAAAGCUACUCAAGCUAAAGAAAAGAAAUCACCUAGUUCUAUUUUUUCCGAUAAAGAUAAACCAAAGAAAGAUGGAGAAAAAUUGGAAACCAAAUCAUCAGUACUCAGUGGAGGAGAAGUAACCGAAACCGAAUCUGUAGUAGGAGGUGAAAUACCGAAAAUCCCAACAUUUGCAUAUUCUGCAAAAGCUAGGAAAGCUACUCAAGCUAAAGAAACGAAAUCAGAUUCUUCAAAAAUUGCCGAUAAAGAUAAACCAUUGGAAGGUGACGCCAAAACUGAAGCUAAACCAUUAGAAGGUGACGCCAAAACUGAAGCUAAACCAUUAGAAGGCGAAGCAAAAACCGAAACCAAACCAUUGGAAGGUGACGCUAAAGACGAAACUAAACCAUUAGAAGGUGACGCUAAAGACGAAACUAAACCAUUAGAAGGUGACGCUAAAACUGAAACCAAACCAUUAGAAGGUGACGCUAAAGACGAAACUAAACCAUUGGAAGGUGACGCUAAAGACGAAACCAAACCAUUAGAAGGUGAAGAAAAAACCGAAACCAAACCAUUGGAAGGUGACGCUAAAGACGAAACCAAACCACUAGAAGGUGAAGAAAAAACCGAAACCAAACCAUUGGAAGGUGACGCUAAAGCCGAAACCAAACCAUUGGAAGGUGACGCUAAAACUGAAAGUAUAUUCAGUACUUGGAAAUAUUAUACCAUUCCAGAACCAAAGAAAGAUGAAGAAAAAACCGAAACCAAACCAUUAGAAGGUGAAGAAAAAACCGAAACCAAACCAUUGGAAGGUGACGCUAAAGACGAAACCAAACCAUUGGAAGGUGACGCUAAGGACGAAACUAAACCAUUAGAAGGUGAAGCAAAAGCCGAAACCAAACCAUUGGAAGGUGACGCUAAAGACGAAACUAAACCAUUAGAAGGUGAAGCAAAAGCCGAAACCAAACCAUUGGAAGGUGACGCUAAAGACGAAACCAAACCAUUAGAAGGUGAAGCAAAAGCCGAAACCAAACCAUUGGAAGGUGACGCUAAAGACGAAACCAAACCAUUAGAAGGUGAAGCAAAAGCCGAAACCAAACCAUUAGAAGGUGAAGAAAAAACCGAAACCAAAUCAGUUGCAGAUGGCGAAAAAUUGGAAACCGAAUCAGUGGCAGGUGGCGAAAAGCCUGAAAGCCCAUUAUGCGAUGAUGACCAAAAAAGCACAGCAUCCAAUUUGAUAGAUGGUGAGAAAAAAGACAAUAUGAUAGAUAACAAAGAUAGUGACUCCAAAGAAGCAUUAAAAGAAAAAGAAAACGCAUCAGAAGUGGGAACUGAAAGCCAGUUGCAGGUUUAUAGUGGAGGGGAGAGUGUAGGAACACAAGGUGAAGAAGGAAGCGUGUACUAUUACAGUGGAGAAGGAGACGGUGAUGAAGGAAGCGUGUACUAUUGCUAUGAAGAUGGCACGGAAGGAGGAGAAGGUGAAGAAGGAAGCGUGUACUAUUACCAUGAAGGCACGGAAGGAGGAGAAGGUGAAGAAGGAAGCGUAUACUAUAUUAAGGAGGAUGGAGACGAUGGAGAAGGAAGCGUGUACUAUUACCAAGAAGGCACGGAAGGAGGAGAAGGUGAAGAAGAAAGCGUAUACUAUCCUAAUCAAGAAGGUAUGGUAGAAGACAUUGAAAGACAAAUGCACAAUUUGGCUGAAGAGGGUAUGUCAAUUAUAGAUCACAAUGAUGAAGAUAUGAAAAUUGAGCAUGCAAACAAAUUGCCACGAAGAAGAGAACCCGAUGAUGCGUAUAAAGUCGAUAAAAAAAAACUUAACCUUGCAGAUUACAAAGAAUGGCUGGGUAAAAAGGAAUACCCUUUAAUAAAAAAAAUAGUAGAUAUUUGGAGUAAGAUUGUGAAUUGCAGAGUUAUGAUUUGGUAUAAAUAUUUUAGAGGUGAUAAGGAAGAACAAGGAAUGCCCAUAAAUCCUGAAUGGCAGAAUUGGAUGCAGGACUUGAAGAAUGAAUGGUCACGCUACAAUGCCUACAUACACAAGGAAAGAAAUAAAUGGUUCCAAAAAAAGGAAGAAGAGUUCCAUAAAUUUAUAGAAGACUUCCAAUUUAAAUGGAUGCAUUACAACAAAGAAUUGCUAGAAGAUCACUCUUUCGAUGUUUACAAAAAAUCACUAAAAUGGCAAGAUUCCAAAUGGAUUAAAUGGAUUGAAAAGGAUGGAGAAUCUAUCAUGAUGAUGGAUAUGGAAAAAUGGAUAGACAAAGUUAAAAGCGAAUACGAUUUAUGGCUAUUGAAAGAUUGGGAACAAUGGAAAACUAACAAAAUUAUGGAUUGGUUAUUGAGUGAAAAGAAAUGUGAUCAAUAUCAGUACUGGCUAAAAUGGGAAUAUUCAAAUGAAAAAACAUCACUUAGAAAAGAAAGAAUCGACUGGUACAAAUGGAAGAAGAUUAGACAAAGUGAAGCUAAAGAGUGGCAAAAAUGGGUUCGUGAAAAAGAUCAGGCAUUAUUAGAAGUUAAGAAUGCAAUAUGGCUAAAUUGGAAAGAGGACAAAAAAAACAUCUUUUUCUCUAUGCUCCACCACUUUAUUAACAACUGGAUAGCCAAGAAGCAAUGGAAUGUGUGGGCACGCGACAUACACAGGGAACUGUCAGAAACUUGA
Messenger RNA from Plasmodium vivax (malaria parasite P. vivax), 8775 nucleotides. Its product is annotated as tryptophan-rich antigen (Pv-fam-a). The record is from RefSeq and is a predicted model, not a curated record. The transcript has 2 exons. NCBI's taxonomy places the organism in Eukaryota, Apicomplexa, Aconoidasida, Haemosporida, Plasmodiidae. The coding region runs from base 787 to 8775 and encodes 2662 amino acids.